UCCUUCUUCUUACAAUCAGAAACUCUGAAUCAGACAGCGUCGGGUUUGGGAAUUAACUCCGUCCGACACCGUUCACGGCGACUCCGGGCACCGUUGGGUUUCAACUGCUUCUUGUUUUUGAACCGGUGCAGUAGAGAGAGGCAUGGGUGACAAAGAGGAAGAGUCGGCAAUGCCAAGGGACGCAAAGAUUGUGAAGUCUUUGCUGAAAUCAAUGGGCGUGGAGGACUACGAACCUCGCGUCAUUCACAAGUUUCUUGAGCUUUGGUAUCGCUACGUCGUCGAUGUCUUAACCGACGCACAAGUCUAUUCAGAGCAUGCUGGAAAACCUGCAAUUGACUGUGACGACGUUAAGCUUGCGAUUCAGUCCAAGGUCAACUUCAGCUUCUCGCAACCACCCCCUCGUGAGGUGCUUCUGGAGUUGGCUCAAAACCGCAACAAGAUACCAUUGCCAAAGACUAUAGCAGGACCUGGUAUCCCACUUCCACCUGAUCAGGACACAUUAAUCAGUCCAAACUACCAGUUUGCAAUUCCUAACAAAAGGCCUGCCCAACCUUUAGAAGAAACAGAGGAUGAAGAAGCUACCAUUCCCAAUCCCUCUCAGGAACAGAAGGUAGACACGCAGCCGAAUCCCCAUCAGAGAGUGUCAUUUCCCCUGCCCAAACGCCAAAAGGAUUAAUUUGAAGUCCCAUCUGUCACAAAUGUUUCUGUCUAGCUCUUGUGUAAUUGUUGUACAACAGCGUUAACUACUAAAAUCUAUAUAAAAUGUAGCAUGCUUGUUUUAUUGUGUAAAAUACUAAAAUCCACUAGGUUCUGGCAUUGAAAUGAAAUGGUUUCCAAACGCCGCAAGGUCAGAAUAUGUGCUUCGUUUCAAAGUCCUUUUGAGCAGGAUCUUCAACGGAUUUAUAUAUCAUCUGUGGUUGGUUUCGA
Messenger RNA from Glycine soja, 927 nucleotides. RefSeq names its product transcription initiation factor TFIID subunit 9-like. Lineage: Eukaryota; Viridiplantae; Streptophyta; Magnoliopsida; Fabales; Fabaceae. Gene Ontology annotation, cellular component: SAGA complex; transcription factor TFIID complex. Gene Ontology annotation, molecular function: transcription coactivator activity; protein heterodimerization activity; RNA polymerase II general transcription initiation factor activity. Gene Ontology annotation, biological process: DNA-templated transcription initiation; RNA polymerase II preinitiation complex assembly. The record is from RefSeq and is a predicted model, not a curated record. The transcript is spliced from 2 exons. The coding region runs from base 143 to 676 and encodes 177 amino acids.